Molecule: messenger RNA, 1796 nt
Organism: Dendroctonus ponderosae (mountain pine beetle)
Lineage: Eukaryota; Metazoa; Arthropoda; Insecta; Coleoptera; Curculionidae
Gene: Neos
Product: nuclear receptor coactivator 5
Exons: 7
Coding region: 142-1533 (463 amino acids)
Molecular function (GO): RNA binding
Source: RefSeq, a predicted model, not a curated record
ACUUUGUAGCAACAGCGCAAACAACAAGAAGUGGAAUUUUGGUUAGAAUCUACAAUGCCAAGUGAUGUUUGUUAGUGACCCAAACAAUGUUCUCAAACCGCUAAAAAGCUGAAUAAAACAGUCCAACCGCUGGAAUUCGCAAUGUACCGCACAGAUAAACAGUUUAUGAAAAACCCUGCAACUGCACCAUCCCGAAUUUAUAUCGGGAGCAUUCCAAAGACCAUAAUAGCUGAUGAUUUGGAGGCAAAGUUUUCCAAAUAUGGCAAAAUUUUGGGUCUAGUGAUCAAUUCCGGGUUUGCUUUCAUUCAGUACGAGUUUGAGAAUGAAGCUCAGAGUGCUAUUAGGAUGGAAAAUGGCGCCGUAAUGAUGGGACGCAAGAUUACAGUUCGACAAUCUUUUGCUGGAAAAGACAGUGGAGCUCCACCGAAUAAGAGUGCGGUGCCAGUUAAAGUGGACCCUCCGCCGCAAGGCCGGGAAAAUGAUCCUGCUGGAGGCAACAACAGGAUACAAGAGGAUAGAGGCAUGCAAUUUGAGCCCCCUGAUGAACCCAAGAAACCCAUUGACACUCAAACGAAGAUGGAAGAAGUAGAUGACGGCCCCCCGAUCCGGCCUACGCAGCAAAGUUUCAACGAAGAUAGAGGUAGAAGAAGCGGACCAAUUGCGGUUAGAGGUAGAAUCCGGCCAAGGGAAGGAUUUGACCCGUUUGAAAGACUCCCGUUUCCGGAUAGAGGACUCGGCCCAUAUUAUGAAGAUUAUGGUCCGCCGCCGCCUCUACCAGCUCCAGCUCCGGAGAUUCUUCCGCCUCCAGACCGAAACGAUUGCGAGAUUAUUGUUGUUUCGCGCGUACUAACGGAAUAUGCAGAGUUUAUAGAAUCGAGGCUGAAACAGAUGGGACUAAUAGUCGACCUCUUAUUUCCCAAUGAAGACGUGGCUAUAGGGAAAGUGUUAGCGAACAUAUCCAGUAGGGGUUGCUUGUAUGCCAUAUUGGUGAUGCCUCAAAAUGAGGAGCAGCGAAGUUUAACUCUGAACAUUUUGCAUGGGAUUCCUCAAGAGCACCGAAAUAUGCCUCUGGAGGACGCCGUUCUUCUAGUGCAGAGGAACUUUGAGGCCUACAUGAGGGGUGAAAAGGCGCCUGAAAACGCGGUAAAAAUGAGUUUAUCCGACAGACACCCCAUUCCCGUUCAGAUGCUUCUGAAUCUGCUUGCAGAAAAUCGGAUGCUGAGCACGUCUCAAUAUGACCGCAUUAUCAAAUACCUUCAAGAGCGGCGAGAGUUGCAGAGCGCACACGAGAUUGCCGAAGGAAUCACUCAAGCGUCAAAUGAGGCGCCGACGGAUAAACAGACGGAGCUCCAAAGUCGAAUUCUCAACAUAUUGAAUAAAGCGAAUGAUCCCGCGAUUCCGAAGUCCAUUACAUCGAUGGACUCCGCUGCAAAAGAACCAGCUACGCCCCUGUUAAAAGACCCAUCUGUUCAAAAGGCUUUGGACAGCAUCCUGUCUGGAGACAUGUUUAAGGGCUUAACUGAACGACUGUAGUAAAUAAUAAUGACUGGGAUGACGUGAACGCGAAUCCCAAAAAUGGCAGGUGCCGGGCAAAAAUUGAGGUAGUUUCUAAUCCAACUAAACUAUACACCUGACAAAUGGACAAUAUUCUAUGGCCCACGGAUAUUGGAAAAAUUAAUGUACGGCCCAAAGUUUUAUACAAGGAAUUGAUUGAAUAUUUCCACACCCGCUUGCAUAUGGUUUCACGUAAGAACAUUUAUUAGCGGGAAAACCCCUAAAGUAAAAACUCACUAAUU